Anguilla anguilla (European eel) is the source of this 621-nucleotide messenger RNA. It is a transcript of the gene atp5mj, whose product is annotated as ATP synthase membrane subunit 6.8PL. The coding region runs from base 137 to 295 and encodes 52 amino acids. NCBI's taxonomy places the organism in Eukaryota, Metazoa, Chordata, Actinopteri, Anguilliformes, Anguillidae. The transcript has 4 exons. Gene Ontology annotation, cellular component: mitochondrion. The record is from RefSeq and is a predicted model, not a curated record.
AAGAUGGCGCUGAGAGAAGUUCCCCACGCAGAAAAGGACGACUAGUUUCCUCCCAGAACACACCACGGUACAUUUCGUUGUGGUGACCUUCCCUUCAGCUUUGCGCAGUAGAGCCUACGAAUAUUUAGCAAGACAAAUGGCAGGUGGUGCUUUCUCAGCCUGGUGGACCAAGGUGGCCCCCUACUACACCAAGGCCUACCAGGAGAUGUGGGUGGGAUUGGGCAUAAUGACAUACUUGUACUACAAGGUCUCCUACGGGGGAAAGAAAGCAGUCAAGGGAAAACCCGGACAUUAGUUUGGAUGCCCUGCUGAUUUGUGUCUCCUGCCCAUCUUGAGAAAUGCAACUGCAGCCCGCUGUACAUUGUUUGCCUUCUGCCCGUGUCUCAUGGAAAUGAAUAAAUUGUUUCAUUUAGAUCACCUAAAGGACACUUCUAUUGCUGUCAGUGCAGUUGUCUUGUCUUUGGCAAAUGGUGUGUUACACUGGCCAUUGAGCAAAGGUCCAACUGUUAAUUUAUAAAAUAGAAACCAUCUUAUUUUACUUUGUUGCAAAAAAUAUCCCAUUACGGGUUAUUUUUUUGGUCUUUACACAACCUUAAAUAAAGUGAUUGAUUAAAAUCUGAA